This is a messenger RNA of Lucilia sericata (common green bottle fly), 1492 nucleotides long. RefSeq names its product RING finger and CHY zinc finger domain-containing protein 1 (gene Rchy1). Gene Ontology annotation, cellular component: nucleus. The record is from RefSeq and is a predicted model, not a curated record. The transcript has 5 exons. The annotation marks the transcript as partial. Gene Ontology annotation, biological process: ubiquitin-dependent protein catabolic process; protein ubiquitination. Gene Ontology annotation, molecular function: zinc ion binding; ubiquitin protein ligase activity. Lineage: Eukaryota; Metazoa; Arthropoda; Insecta; Diptera; Calliphoridae.
CAGACGCCCUGCUGUAAUAAGUUCUACAAAUGUCGAUUUUGCCACGAUGAAAAUGAAACGCAUCAUUUCGAUCGCAAAACUCUAACGGAACUGAUCUGUUCAGAAUGUAAUACUAGGCAAAAGGUGCAAGAACGUUGUCAAAAUUGUGGCAUACGUUUUGGAAAGUACACCUGCUUGAUCUGCAAUCUUUUUGAUGAUUCCAAUAAACGUCAAUAUCACUGCGAUCAGUGUGGCAUUUGUCGCAUUGGUGGUAGAGAGAAUUUCUUUCACUGUAAAGUCUGCAAUAUGUGUUUACCCAUACAAUUGAAAAUUGAUGGCCACAGGUGCGUAGAAAAUAUAUCACGUUCUCACUGCCCAGUGUGCUUGGGCGAUAUACAUACCUCACGCAUUCCAUGUCACAUUCCUGACUGCGGUCAUCUACUGCAUAAAAUGUGUUUUGAUCAGCUAUUAACCUCUGGCCAUUAUACCUGUCCCACAUGUCAGACAUCACUAAUAGAUAUGACAGCUUUAUGGGAAUAUUUGGAUGCACAGGCUGAAUUAAUGCCCAUACCUAAGAAAUAUGAAAAUCAAAGAAUACAUAUAUUUUGUAAUGAUUGUCAUAAGACUUCCAAAACAAAAUUCCAUUUUAUUGGUUUAAAAUGUGUUAACUGUGGCGCUUACAAUACUACACAGGAUGUUAAGAGACGCAUGUCUCUGGUAACAGAUGAAUCCACGUCUGCAUGACAUUUGGUGUUUUCAAAAGCUUCUGUACUAAAGACGUCUACAAUGCAUAAAUUGAAAAAUUUAAUAUUUAGUUUAUUCGAAAAUAUAUUCUAAAUUUGUUUUUUUUUUUCUACACAGAUUACUUGCCACUUCUUUUUACAAGAAUUUAAAGAAAUUGUUUUACUAUGAAGAAUAUAGUUUUAGGUUUAAAAAGCUGUAGAUGGAGAAAAAUACCAACCACCUUGAACUAAAUUUUUUUUAAGAAAUUAAGUAAAGAAAAUUUUAAAACUAAAAUGUUCCUUUUUCUUUGCGUAUAUAAGGAAAACUUUGACAAAAUUUAUUGCAUUUAUAUUUUAGAAAAAAUAAAUCUAAAAGCUGAUUUCGAGCUGGUAUCGAAUAGAAAUGUAUUUUCUAGUUAAAUUGUAGGGAAAUAAAUUUGAAUACUAAUUUGUUAAAGCCCUUUUAAAAGAAUUUAAUUAAUAUUUGAAAAACUACAGCCCUAAUCUGUAGAAUGGGUAUUAAAAAUUAUAAUAAAUUAUAUUCGAAAGCAUUUAGAAUGAAAUACUGCAAUAACAACUUUAUUUUAGAACUUUAACAGAAUAGGGCUGUUUAUUAAUUAUACUAAAUUUGUAUCUCAAGUACAUAUUAUGUUAUUGUGGCAAAAUUUUUAUAAUUAUUUUUUUUUUUCAAACCCAAAUGAUUGUGUUAAAAUAAAAGUAUUGUAUUGAGUGCCUAAAGACUAGUUUUAAUUAAACAAUAAAUUAUACAUAUUUUUUUUUCCAAAAGCAAA